This is a messenger RNA of Amphiprion ocellaris (clown anemonefish), 4473 nucleotides long. It is a transcript of the gene pprc1, whose product is annotated as PPARG related coactivator 1. Gene Ontology annotation, biological process: positive regulation of transcription by RNA polymerase II. The coding region runs from base 79 to 4104 and encodes 1341 amino acids. NCBI's taxonomy places the organism in Eukaryota, Metazoa, Chordata, Actinopteri, Pomacentridae. Gene Ontology annotation, molecular function: RNA binding; transcription factor binding. Gene Ontology annotation, cellular component: nucleus. The transcript is spliced from 14 exons. The record is from RefSeq and is a predicted model, not a curated record.
GUUGGACCACGUGUCUCGUGCCGGCGUGCUUCAUUACUUUUCAUUCCGACUCGAGUCCGGCAGGGAGUAGACCGUAAGAUGGCGGCGCGGUGGGGAGCGGGAGAGGAGACUUUAACUGCGUGCAAUAUGGAAUUUUUCCCCAUUGAUACACUAGACGAGUCUGCUGCGUUGAGCCCUGAAGAAUCCCUGGAGGUUCUUCAAAGCUGCUUAGACCCCUCAAUCCUUUCUAUCUUUGAGGACACACCAACAAUAGAGGCUAAAGGACUAGACGAGGAAAGUGAAGCCACGCUGCUAACCGCCCUGACAGAGAUCCUUGACAAUGUAGAUGACGAGAACCUGUCCCCAUUUGACACACUGCCUGACUCAGACCUGCUGUCAGGUCAGAAGGGCAGGGAACACUCUCCGCUCAGGAAAUUGCUGUGUCUAUCCCGUUCGCCUCCAGAAAAAGAAAAACUGUGUAAUCCACGAGCUUUAUCAGCUGGAAAGAGCCUCCCUAGAAUACAAACAGACUCUCUCCAGAGGAGUGAUGGGGAGGAAGAGGAAGAUGGCUCCCUCACUCUGAGCCCAUUGAGGCAGGACUCAUGUCCUGAGAAUGGCCUGCUAGACUGGGAAGGUCUGACCCUGUCACAUCCGGUCACCUUUGAACAGGAGGGUGAAGACGGUCUUUCAGUUAGCCUGGGGGACUUGGUCAGGCAUAUGCACCCAUACUGUAUGACCAUAUGUGUGGAGAAUGAGGAGGGAGAACAGAUGUUGCCUGAGGGAGGUAUAUUACUUGAGGUUGUGGAUCAGGGGGAAAAUGGAGAACCAAUCCUGGCCAUCCCAAACAUGGAUCUACCGGUCUCUGUGCCUCUUAAAGAUCUGUCUUCAGAAGAUGAGCAGAAAGCUUCAGAUGAAGCAGAAGAGGUGGCCUCUGACAGUUCAGAGCAUAUAGUUGUUGAUGAUGAUGAAGAUCCAGUCAGUGAGGCUUCAGUAAAAACUGCACCUCCAGUGACAAAAAGCCUAUGUUCAGAUGUUAAAGAUAAGAUGAUCAUUAAGAGACAGAAGGAGGAGAUUAGGGAGAAAAGCCCAUCCCGGAGGAAAAAGAAAAAGAAAUGCAAAAAACAGUGCCAGCCUAAUCCUGCGGAGGAAAGGGUCCUUCGGAGUGGCACUGCAAGAAAGACUCAAGAAACACCCAAAAAGCCUGAAAAAUUAUCUGUUAAAGCAGAGAAGAAACCUAACGUCCCAAAAGUUCCUCUUGAAUCAACUCCAGCUUCAACCCCUGAUAAAUCUACAGAAGAAGAUUCAUGCCAAAGUGAAACACAAGCAGAACUCACCACUACAACACUAUUAACUGAAAACAAUGUGCAGUGUCUGUCACCCAGACAGGACACAGCUCCAUUAAGUUCUAGUCCUGAAAAGAGUCAGUCUAGCUGUUUACCAACAGCAGUGAGCUCCCAACAGCCUGACAAAACACCAAAACCCCUUGUUGAGCUAGAAGACUCGUCCCUGGCUCCUGCUGUUAUUCUCUCCCCAGUGUCUUCAGAGAGCCCCACUGCUGCUCCUAGCUCUGUGACUGCUCAGAUGACACCGGCUGUUAGUGAGGCCCUCCCUCCUGUGGCCCCAACAUUUCCAGAGCCUAAACCCAAAUCACUCAGCCUGGCAGAGUACAGGCGGCUUCGACAGCAGAAAAAGCCUGCCCCGCUGGAAAAACUGGACAGCAACACCACUAAGUGGCCAAGUCUUCCAGAGCUCCCUAAAGAGCUCCUCCCUAUUCCCUGCCUGCCUGACCCAAGCCCCAAAGAUCCUCGACGGCCCAGCCCCCAGGCAGCAAAGAAGGAAGUGGAGGAGGUCAAACCUGCCUGGCAGCCGAGGGGACCAUGUGCACCACCCACCCCUGAGGCUUUGUUGGUGCCACCAGCCUACAUGGUUGCUUCAUCAAGUAAAGUUUCUGCUGCUGCUGCUGCUGUUCCUAGACCUCAGCAAACACCUGAACCUUCCACACUUUCUCCACCCCAAAAACUCCCAGUCCCUCUCCCUAGUUCUGUUAAUUCAACUACACAAAACCACAACACUGCUCAGCUUACAGUACCUUGUGUGCCUCAAAGCAUUGGAUCUUCAGCAUCUUUAAAACCUGCCACUCAGCUCACGUCUUCAGUAGAUGGGAAAUGUCCCUCUGCACUGUCAGGAGGAAAGGCUAGAGUUAUUGUAAUCCCCAAGGCUUUACCUGAGUCUUCCAAGUUUGUGGAGAGCUCUGAGACCUGUCCUAAAACCACUACAGUUGCUGCUAUGUGCUCUGGUCCCAGUGCCCUCCGGAAGACCGCUGUUGCUUCCCAGAAGGUGCCUGUGGUAGCUGCACUUACCUCGUUUAAUAACCCUGUCCCCUCCGAAAGCAAGUCUUCCAAACCUACACCUAGUGGUACCCAGCUUUUGAACUCCCAGAGUCUAAUGAAGGAACCUGAUGUGCUUGAAACUAAAAAGACACCCACUACAACGGUGACACCACAGAGAGCAAAGAGCCCCACACAGGAGCUGAUUGAGGCGUUCACCAGUGAAAUAGGCAUUGAAGCUGCUGAUCUGACCAGCUUAUUGGAGCAGUUUGAGGAGACUCAAGCCAAAGAGGAGCAAUGUGUGCCGGAGGUCUCUGGUAGAGCAGCAGCUGUAGGAAACUCGAGCGUUGAAUUGGUUCCAGAAAAAACUGUUGUGGAGCGUGUAAGAGCAAAUGACCUCUCAAGUACUGCAGCUUUGACUCCCCCAGCCACUCCUCCUCACCACAUGUGGAAACCUCUGGCCCCUGUGGCCUUACUGGGGAAGAGCAAGACUGCUGAGGCCUCCAAGUUGAGUCCCUCUAAAGUUAUCCAGAUAGAAGCCCGGCCUUUGCCGUCAGUCAGGUCCCGAAGCAAACCCACUCCCGCUGCUGCCACUGUAGCCCCUGACCUGGCAUGCAUGGAUCAUGACUACUGCCUCCCCAACAAAGGCACUUUGCCAGGAGAGCAAGGCAAGCACUGGAAUGUCAAACAGCAAUCUUUUAUCACUAUUAAACCCAUCAAACAGCAUGCUGCAACCACUACACAAACACCCACAGCUGUUCCAGCAUCACCUCUGCAGUCAACCACAAAUCCUACGGUUUCAACCAAAGCACCAGAGUUUCCACUGACAGGACCCCUGGAGACAAAUGAUGAGAUGGAGGGAAGCUCAGUUCUAGAAACUCCGGAUGCUUCCCCUGCUCAACAGGAGACUGAAUCCACUUUCAAAGACAGAAGCCCCAGGAAAGGGCCACAUGAGAGGUCCUACCGUCGACAUGCCGCUUCUCGCUCACCCAGCCCUAGAUACAGUCCCAAAGCGAGGACCGGAGGACGCUCUAGAAAAAGAAGAUCUCGUCAUUCUCCCAGCCCUGUGUCCGGCUGUUCAGAGUCGGACUGCUAUUCCUCUAGAUCUCGUUCUAGAUCAUGCUCGCCAGCAAAGAAAAGGUAUCGUCACCGUAACUCUGAGAGCAGUUCAAGCUCCUCAUCCCGUUCCUCGUCUCGGUUCUCUCGCUCUGUGUCCCAUUCACCUCCGAGGAGGAGGAGGUACUCCUAUUCUUCCUCUCGUUCUGGCUCUUGGAGUCGCUCCAGGUCGCGUUCUUGCUCCCCUCAAAGACGAGCACAGUGGCGUAGAAGCAGAGAAUUGUACAGUCCUUCAUAUAGGCCAAGCUAUGGCAACGAACCAAAGGCAAACAUGGAAGAGGUGAAAAGGCGGAAGGAGAAAGCCAUUGAGGAGCGCCGGGUUGUUUAUGUUGGUCGAAUCCGAGGGACAAUGACCCAAAAAGAACUUGGGGAGCGCUUCUCUUUGUUUGGUGAUAUUGAGGAAUGUACCCUGCACUUUAGAGACCAUGGGGACAACUAUGGGUUUGUGACUUAUUAUGACACCAAGGAUGCGUUCACGGCCAUUGAGAAUGGAAGUAAGCUGCGCAAGCCUGAUGAGCUGCCAUUUGAUCUCUGUUUUGGUGGAAGGAGACAGUUCUGCCAGACCAGCUAUGCUGAUUUGGAUUCAAGUAGAGAGUACGAUCCAUUGCCCGCGAAAGGCAAGUAUCAUGCACUAGACUUCGACACUUUACUGAAGCAGGCCCAGCAGAAUCUGAAGAGGUAACAGGAGGCCUGCAGCAGGAAGCAGCUGACACUUACCUCAGAGCCGAAGGUUGGCUCCUCACCUGCAACACUGUCUUUACAUUUUAGUUGUUGCAUUAGUUUUUUUUUCGUUUUAUUUUGUUUCUGCAAGCUAACACCUUCUAUUGAAGUGAAAAUUUAUAAUGAAAGUAGGAAAAGAAGUCAAAAAAAUGGAAUAAGUGAAAUUAAAUUUUUUAAAGUUUAUUUAAAUGUACAAUUGACUUUGAAUUGUAUGGAGAGAGAAUCAUUUUUAAAAGGGUAAAAAGUGGUGGAAUAAAACUCCCUAAUUAUCAGGAGAGGAUGUAUUACAUUGAAAUGUACUACAAACCUAAAUAAAAAGGUAAAAUGGAAA